AUGUUCCAAUAUAGCAGAGUUUCUGAGGAGGAAAAAGUUUUGUGUGCCUCUUUUAUGUUACGAGGUAGUGCCGGGCAUUGGUGGGAUACAAUCAAGUGUAUCGAAGAUGUGACUACCGUGACAUGGGACCGAUUCAAGGAGCUCUUCAGAAACAAUUAUUUAACAGCUCCCACACGAGCAAUGAAAAUGAACAAGUUUAUACAACUGAGGCAGGGUAGCAUGACAGUUGCAGACUACAUCCACAAAUUCGAACAACUCUCAAGGUUUGGGGAACAUAUGGUCAGUACUGAUGCUUUGAAAAUGGAGCGCUUCCUAGAAGGUUUGAAACCAGAACUUUAUAGAGACGUUUACAUGGCUGGGGUACAUGGAUCUACUUACUCACAAGUAGCUGAGAGAGCUCUUGUUGCUGAGCAAGCAGAACUAAAAAUAAGGAACGCAGUGGAAGAUAGACGCCAGCUUGUACAAAAACAAGGACCGCGUUGGGUUGGAAUGGAGAAGAAGAGGCCAAUGCAAUUUCAAACUGAAAGACCUAUAUUCCAACAACGACAAAGGCAAGAGCAAGGGGAUGCAAACAAGCGUAUUAAAUUCAUCCAAGGGAAAGCUCCAGCAUUGCCUCCUACUUGUCCAAAUUAA
Messenger RNA from Striga hermonthica, 633 nucleotides. Lineage: Eukaryota; Viridiplantae; Streptophyta; Magnoliopsida; Lamiales; Orobanchaceae. The record is from the annotation of a GenBank genome assembly.